AUGAGAUCCACAGAUCAUCCCACGCCCCAUCCAACAAUUCAGAGCACAUCUUGGGCAAUGAAUUUUGUGCGUCCUUUUCUGCAUCGUUUAACAUUGUUAUACAAGAUCGCCAAAUGUUUCUGGUUAUUCACAGAGAGUGAUUUUGCCACUUUCGUGAUUCCAAACACCACUUUCGGAGUCUGCUCUGCAAUUGCGGGCUAUCCUUUGGUAUCGACAUCUACAACAAGUGGGGUCUUAAAAAGACUUCCUGCAGUCAUCUUUUUCAAUUGGUCAAAUCUGCUUGUUUUCGACUUGGCUAAUCAGCGCCUAUGGGAAGCCGUUGAAGAAGACAGGCUCAAUAAGCCAUGGAGGCCUGUUCCUAGCGGCAAAAUAAGUCGCUCUGAAGUCAGGCAGGCUAUGCAAAUGAUUAUCCCACUCGUACUCGCAUUAAACCAUUAUUUUCUGAAUGUUGGGGCCGAAACGGCAUGCAUAUUGACUCUCACCUGGGUAUACAACGACUUGAAAGCGAGCGAUGACGGAUGGAUCCAACGGAACUUUAUCAUCGCUCUAUCGUUUGGUGUGUACAAUUGGAGUUCGCUGAAGGUUGCAAUUGGGGGUGGGGGGCUUUCAUCAACAGCGGAGAUUACUGAAGUCGGUCUCCAUUGGAUUACUUUGAUGAGUGGUGUCAUCCUUACCACCAUGCACAUACAAGAUCUAAAAGAUACCGUCGGAGAUAAGGAGCGUGGUCGCCAUACAUCACCGCUGGUUCUUGGGCAAAGGCUUGCUCGGUGGACGCUAGUCAUACCUAUCACCUGCUGGGGACCCAUCUGUAUGCAUUACUGGAAGCUUUCAUGGAUUAUGACCGUUCCGGCAACAGCGCUAGGAGUUUAUGUGGCAUGGAGAUGUAUUUCGUACCGGGGGAACACUGAAGAUCGAAAGACAUGGCAAUUAUGGUGUGGGUGGACGGCAUUGCUGUCGCUCAUGCCACUCCAAAUUUGA
Botrytis porri is the source of this 978-nucleotide messenger RNA. RefSeq lists its product as uncharacterized. The record is from RefSeq and is a predicted model, not a curated record. The coding region runs from base 1 to 978 and encodes 325 amino acids. Gene Ontology annotation, cellular component: membrane. The transcript has a single exon. Gene Ontology annotation, molecular function: transferase activity, transferring alkyl or aryl (other than methyl) groups. Lineage: Eukaryota; Fungi; Ascomycota; Leotiomycetes; Helotiales; Sclerotiniaceae.